Messenger RNA from Loa loa (African eye worm), 789 nucleotides. RefSeq names its product feeding circuit activating peptide h. The transcript is spliced from 5 exons. The coding region runs from base 1 to 657 and encodes 218 amino acids. The record is from RefSeq and is a predicted model, not a curated record. Gene Ontology annotation, molecular function: neuropeptide hormone activity. NCBI's taxonomy places the organism in Eukaryota, Metazoa, Nematoda, Chromadorea, Rhabditida, Onchocercidae.
AUGGAUGGGAAUGAGUUUGGUGGUUUAAAAGGCAUUGGAUUUAGGAUAAGAAAGAAAGCUCUUGAUGCAUUAGAGGGUGCGGGAUUUGGGAUAGAAAAGCGAGCUCUUGAUGCAUUAGAGGGUGCAGGAUUCGGAAUGAAGAAACGAGCACAUGAUGGAAUAGAAGGAUUUGGGUUAAGAAAGCGAGCUCUCGAUGCAUUAGAGGGUGAGGGAUUUGGGAUGAAGAAACGAGCACUUGAUGCAUUAGAAGGUGCAGGAUUUGGGUUAAGAAAGCGAGCUCUCGAUGCAUUAGAAGGUGCGGGAUUUGGAUUCAGUAAGCGAGCUCUUGAUGCAUUGAAGGGAUUUGGAAUGGAAAAGCGAGCUCUUGAUUCAUUGGAAGGUGAAGGAUUUGGGUUAAAAAAACGAGUUCUUGAUCAAUUAGAAGGUGAAGGAUUCGGAAUGCAAAAACGAUCUCUUGAUACAAUACAAGGAACGGGAUAUGGGAUAAAAACGAAAUUGAAUGCUUUGGAAAAUGAUGGAUAUGAUCGAAUGCAAAAUCGUCCUUUCGAUUCUUUUGGUUAUAGGACCAAAACAUUUCAUACUAAUCGUUAUUCCACAAAUGGAAGGCAUUCUCAUCCGAGCAGGACAUCCAUUUCUACCGCAAAAUUCCUGAAAUGAAUUAUGAAUAGAGUGAUGUCAUGGAACAAUUCAAUAUACGACAACUAUCCUACAUGAUCUCAAAAUGUAAAAUGUUUCCUUCUCAUUUCCAUCCAUUCCUUUUAAUGAAUAUGAUAAAUACUUUUCCGCCUA